GAGGAGGAGGAGCAACAGUUGAAGGUGGGGGGGGAAAGCAGGCAGAGGCAUCAGAGAAGCUCUAUGCUCCACUUACGGUAACCACGCUCUCCUCUCCCUCCUCGCCCUAACCCAUCCUCUCAACCCGCAGAGUCCCCCUCCGUGGAGCUGAAGAGAAGACCUGCCGCUGAGAAGAGGGUUCACGUUUCUGCAAAAGGGGACCAGGAGCUCUCCGUGGAGACGCGUGAAGAGGGGAGUUUUAUGGAAGAGAGCGCGAUGCCAAGUCAGGGACACCUCUAACCAGCCGACUACCCUCGUUCUGAAUGGAUCUACCUGAGUGCAUGCUUACUUUCAGAGGAAUUCUGAUUCAGAUCUUUGCAACCUGAAAGACUUCUAUGGAAAUGCAAAUAUGGCAAAAGAAUAAGGCACCCUGGACCUGAAUCGAGUCAGGACACCUCCCCUACUUGCAGGCGCAGGGAGCUGUGAUGGUUUUCAGGGAAACAAGCAGGAGUCCUGCCUUCGCUCCUCGCCUGUGAUGGUGAUGGACUUACCCAGCCAGCACUUGCCUGUGGAGGUCAGCUGAAGACGACGCCACGCAGCUAAGUCUGGAUUAGCCGGCCGAACGAGUUUCAAUGCUCCUCCACGUUCUAAGAUGAAGUUAUGGAAAGGUGCUACUUUUGCCUUCGUGCUCUGUGGUGCAGCCCUGUCCACCAUCCUCGUUAGAAACAUGGCCACUGUCGGACAGUUCCAGCUCAAGACAAAACAUCCAAACGCAUCUUCACCCUCACCGGGAUCUUUAUCUCUAGAAGAAUCGGCAUCAGUAACCUCACCCGCGACAUCCUCGCCCCCGUCCCCCCGAGCAGCUUCGCCUCGGCAGCCGGGUGGUCUCCACCGACGGGUCCGCUCAACCGACAACAUGAGCUCCCUCCUCUCAGAGCUUUCCACGAUGUUCCAGAGCUUCACGGAGGGCGAGCUUCAGCAUGUGGUCGAAAUCUUGCUAAACAGGAAGAGAAGGAAGAACCAGCGCCUCGGGGAGAACCCGGCCCGAAGGACUAAAAGAGCCCGCAGGUCUAAGCCCUGCUCUCUGAGGCGGCUGGAGCUGACAGUCAGCGAACUGGGUCUCGGCUACCAGAGCGACGAGACCGUGAUGCUGCAGUACUGCACGGGACAUUGCCAGGCAGAGCGGCACAACUACGACAUCACCAUGAAGCACAUGAGGGAGACGGUGUUCAGGAAGAAGGGCCGCAAGGACAAAGUCAGCACGGGGCCCUGCUGCAGACCGACCGCGUUCGAAAAGAACUUUUCCUUCCUGGAUAACGAAAGCCACUACCACACGAUACGCAACGUGUCCGCAAAGACUUGUGGGUGCGUAUGACCCAGAGAGACGGACUCAUCACUUCUUCAUGCUGCUCUCAGCUUCAAACUUGGAUGCUGUUAAAAAACUAUGGAAUAUAAACUCAAGGAGGCGAGGGAAGGAUGCAAAGGAAGGGAAUAGACUUUUUAUCUCAGACAACUGGAUGUCUGUUUAUACCGAAUCAUGUGGACAGCAUAUACAUGAAAAAAAGAGAGAGAGAGAGAGAGAGAGAGAGAGACAGAAAGUGACUGUUUACACCGAGACGUUUUUAUCUUUUCUAUCUGUGUAGUAACACUGUAAACUGUGGUGUAACAAAAACGUAGCGACAUUAUGUUUGUGGUAUUAUAUUUGAGUAGUAGUACAUGCAACGGAAUCAUGACGUUGAGAAGCGGUGGACUAGGUUGUUUCUGUUACCGCAGGUGUUCACUUCAGUAAGUCCAAACCUCUUAGUUUACAUGGUUAUAUCGACGGACGUCACGGAAACAAUGCACCGAUGUUUACUUUACCUCCUGCGCGGCACAGUUUGGCCCAUUAACCUGAUUAUGACAUGUUGCGAUCAGCUGUGUUCAGAUAAGAUAUUGACUUAAAGGUGGGGUUGUUGUUGUGGCUGGCAAUGACUUUACAAGGCUGCUUGUUAGCAUUACUGUUACUGAUUGCAGUGUUAUUACACAGGUAAAACAACAAGCUUUAUUGAUAAGAAUUCAACAAUAGAAGAAAAUGUUUUUACUGUAGCUCAAGGUUUGAUUCCCACCCUUAUAAACAGUGUUUUAUACAUUUAUUAUUAUUAUUACUACUAUUAUUAUUAUUAUUGUUCUGGGAGAUUAAGAACGAUGGAAUUCUUCACUAUAUACACUCUCACAUUAGCAAUAGCACAACAUCAGCGUUUCCCCCCAUUUGUUCUCCAUAGAACUACCCACAAUCCUCUGGGGUUAUUUGUCCUCAAUUAAUUGCCAAAACACAUCGAGUCAAAUCACAGAUGGAUUCACAAAGUUGGAUUUAUAAACUUCUCACACCUGAAGCUCCAGGUGACGUUAAGGGGAUUCUUGUCCUCCCAGGACGCAAUUCGUUUGAAAGUUUUAAGAGGUUUUUAAUCAAAGCUAAAGACACAUUUUUAUUAUCGUUUGUCUCAGUGGCAGAAAAGCGAAACUCCGAAGUUACAUUGCACCCAUCCAUAAAACCAUGUAAUCGUCUGUAACACAAAACCCACAGUACAGCCUUCUACUGGCCCUGCAAAUGCCUCCUUGUAUAUGUUGUCUUGCCUGGUAGACCAUUAGGGGAUAUAUGAGCUGCUGAAAUGAAUUACGAAGCCUCUGUCUCACCUUCAACGUCAUUUAUUUGGUUUGAACCCAUUGCAGCUGCCUGAAGUACAUUGAAUUUGUUUUGUUUCUUUCUUCUUUUUUUUUUUUCCAGAGGAGGUGAAGUGAGGGGUGCAGAUGCAGUGCAUCUUUAUUGUAGUUUAUAUUGUAUUUAUUUGGGAAAUAAAUUAUGGUUUUUUGCAUAUUUAUUUAGAUUACGACACAGAAACGGGACAGCUUAUCAUCAUUAAGCAACUGUGCCAAAAAUGUUUUACCUAACAUUCUAUAUUGACUGCUGAAUAAAUAUAAUUUCAGAGUUAUGGAUGUUCAUCAUUUCUCCCAAGACAUUACUCUGGGGGGCGUCAAAUGUUCUGUACUCAGAUUGUAUUUAAAAUUAAUAAAAUAAUAAACUCUAACGAAACAC
Molecule: messenger RNA, 3052 nt
Organism: Mugil cephalus (flathead mullet)
Lineage: Eukaryota; Metazoa; Chordata; Actinopteri; Mugiliformes; Mugilidae
Product: neurturin
Exons: 4
Coding region: 632-1354 (240 amino acids)
Molecular function (GO): glial cell-derived neurotrophic factor receptor binding; growth factor activity; receptor tyrosine kinase binding
Source: RefSeq, a predicted model, not a curated record